Messenger RNA from Nicotiana attenuata, 4338 nucleotides. Its product is annotated as auxin response factor 19-like. The record is from RefSeq and is a predicted model, not a curated record. Gene Ontology annotation, molecular function: DNA binding; protein binding. The transcript has 13 exons. Gene Ontology annotation, biological process: regulation of DNA-templated transcription; response to hormone. Lineage: Eukaryota; Viridiplantae; Streptophyta; Magnoliopsida; Solanales; Solanaceae. Gene Ontology annotation, cellular component: nucleus. Bases 481 to 3792 code for a protein of 1103 amino acids.
AAAAAGCUUGCUUUGUAUUAACGAGAAAGGUAAAAAAAGAAAAUACAUAGUGUGUCUGGGAGGUGUAGUGUAGAAAAGGGGGCAAUUUAAAAGUGAAAGUGCAGCAUUUGGUCUCUGUAUUCCUCAACAUCCCCUCCUUUCCCCAAAGCUUCUUUGUCCCCUCCACUUUUUCUUUACUCCAAUAUCUAAACAAACACAAAACUUUUCUCUUUUUCCGGCUACCUUUUUCGCCGGAAUAUUAUCCUUCCGGCCGCCGGAAACCACCUGCUAUCUCCUUUACUACUUUUUUUCUGAGCUCAGAGAUGUAAAGGAGAAGAAAUAGUAUUCAUUUCUGUUUGAUUCAUUAUUUAGUUUGUUCGAGCUGGGAUUUUUUGUGGGGUCAGUGCAACUCCGAUUUGAUACCGGCGAGAUGAAUCUCCGGUGAGGUUUAUUUUGGGGUGCUCAUUUCAGCUGGAAAAAGAGUCGCCGGAAUAAGUGAAAAUGAAGACGCCGGCAAACGGUGCAGGUGCCGGAACUCAGCAGGCUUCUGGCAAUGAAGAUGAGAAGAAGAGAAUAAACCCAGAGCUAUGGCAAGCUUGCGCCGGACCUCUGGUGAACUUGCCGGUCGCUGGGACCCACGUUGUCUACUUCCCUCAAGGCCACAGUGAACAGGUUGCAGCGUCUAUCAAGAAAGAUGUGGAAGCUCAAGUUCCAAACUAUCCAAAUCUCCCGUCAAAGUUAAUUUGUCUUCUUCACAAUGUUACGCUGCAUGCUGAUCCAGAAACAGAUGAAGUGUAUGCCCAAAUGACACUGCAACCAGUUCCUUCAUUCGAUAAGGAGGCAUUACUGAGGUCAGAUUUGUCUAUGAAAGUAAAUAAACCACAACCAGAGUUUUUUUGCAAGACCUUGACUGCAAGUGAUACAAGCACUCAUGGAGGUUUCUCUGUGCCUCGACGCGCAGCAGAGAAAAUAUUUCCUCCUCUGGAUUACUCACUGCAACCACCUGCUCAAGAACUUGUGGCUAGAGACUUGCAUGAUAACGUAUGGACCUUUAGACAUGUUUAUCGAGGGCAACCCAAACGACACUUGCUAACAACAGGGUGGAGCCUUGUCGUGAGCGGAAAAAGGCUUUUUGCAGGUGACUCGGUCUUAUUUAUUAGGGAUGAAAAGCAUCAGUUUCAACUAGGAAUUAGAAAGGCAAACAGGCAGCCGACCAACUUAUCGUCAUCAGUGUUGUCAAGUGAUAGCAUGCAUAUUGGCAUCCUAGCAGCGGCAGCUCAUGCAGCUGCAAACAACAGCCCUUUCACUGUGUUUUAUAACCCAAGGGCUGGUCCUUCUGAAUUUGUGAUUCCUUUAGCAAAAUACUACAAAGCAACUUAUAGCAGUCAGGUAUCUCUUGGCAUGAGGUUUCGCAUGAUGUUUGAGACAGAAGAAUCUGGAACUAGAAGGUAUAUGGGAACAAUUACUGGCAUCAGUGAUAUGGAUCCAGUGAGGUGGAAGAACUCUCAAUGGAGGAACUUGCAGGUCGGUUGGGAUGAGUCAACUGCUGGGGAAAGGAUCAACCGAGUGUCUAUUUGGGAGAUUGAACCUAUAACAGCACCCUUUUUAAUCUGUUCUAGUCCGUUCUUCAGCUCCAAGCGUCCAAGGCAACCUGGAAUGCCAGAUGGUGAUUGUUCUGAUAUGGAUGGUGUAUUCAGGAGGACAAUGCCAUGGCUUGGUGAUGACUUUGGCAUGACAGAUCCUCAAGGUCUGCCCGGUCUUAGCUUAGUCCAAUGGAUGAACAUGCAAAAAAACCCUUCUCUGACUAACCCGAUGAUGUCCAACUACUUGAAUUCCCUAUCUGGUUCUGUUCUACAAAACCUAGCUGGAGCGGACCUAUCACGUCAGCUAGGUUUGCCAGCACCUCAACUUCAGCAGCAGCAUAACUUGCAGUUUCAUAGGCCAAACCAACAGGGACAACAGCUUGACCAGCUCCAGAAGUUACCAGCGGCAACACUCAACUCAUUAGAUUCAAUUAUGCAAUCACAGCAACAGUUAUAUGAUAUCGGCCAGCAACCAAGGCAAAAUUCAACUAAUCAAUCACUGCCUACAACCCAAGUUCAAGCGCAACUUAUGCAAGCUCAGAGUCUUGUGCAAUCUCAGAGUGUUCUUCCGCCGCAACAAUCAAUUCAAAACCAGCAGCAGAGAAACCUCCCUCAGAGCCUACCGCAGCAACAGCCACAACAACAGAUUCUGAGUCAAAGUCAGCAGCAAAAUUUCAUGUCGUCCCAGCCCCCAGAUCCAGUUAACCAACAUCACUUCUCUGAAAAUCAAGCACAGUUUCAACUUCUACAGAAACUGCAUCAGCAACAAAAAUCACUUCUAGCACAACAAUCUGCAUUACAGCAAUCUUCGCAUCUUGGGUCAAUCCAGGAUCAGCAGAAGCAGUUCUUGGAUGUAUCGCAGAACUUUUCCAGGUCACUGGCAACAAGCCAAAUGUUGGAUGCGUCACAAACCACGUCCACCUCCACUUCACUUUCCCACUCGCAGGUUGUGCAGCAGCAGAUGACAAGAACAAAUAGCCAGUCCAAUCUUCGGUUUGUCCAGCCAACUCAGCAACCAAAGCUUCAGCAGCAGCAGCAAUCUGGAAUCUUACCAGACCUAUCUGGACCAGUUGGAUACUCUCUACCCCGAACGACUUGUCAGCUUACCACAAACGGUAGUAGUUUAACAAGAACUGCAGGCGGAGGGCAGCCUGUAAUGGAUGAAGUCCCAUCAUGGUCCACCUCAGUGUCCACUAACAACUGUCAAAAUGUAGUUCAUCAAAAUUUGAAUGGUCGAAUCCAUGAAAGCACAGGUGUGCGGGAUGAAACAACCCACUAUUCUGGACCCCUUUUAAAUUCGAGUGGAUUAGAAGUUAUGUCUGCUAAUAGCAACCUGGUUAAAGAGUUGCAACAAAAAACUGAUGUUAAGCCGUCAAUAAACGUCUCCAAGAACCAGAACCAUGGGUUUUUGGCACCUCAAACUCUUAACACUGCAGGACACCAAUUGGAUUAUUUGGAUAGUUCAUCUUCAGCAACUUCAGCUUGCCUUUCCCAAAAUGAUGUCCAUUUGCAGCAGACUACAGAUCCACCACUAUCUUCCAGUUCUCAGCCAUUGAUAUUCAGAGAUAGUCCAGACGGGGAAGUUCAGGGUGACUCGAGGAAUGAUAUAGCUUUUGGAGCAAAUAUGGAAAAUCAGUUAGGGAUGCCUAUGAUGCCUGAUCCUUUGAUCACAAAAAGCUUAAUGGGAUCAAGGAAGGAUUUCUCCGACAAUCUCUCAUCAGGAGGAGGCAUGCUCUCUAGCUAUGAAAACCCCAAGGAAGUGCAGCCUGAACUCUUGGCCUCAAUGGCUUCCGAAUAUAUGACCUUUAAUUCAAUUGAUUCUACUAUCAAUGAUGGUAAUUUCAUGGAUAGAGGUGCCUGGGACCCACCGUCUCAACUUCCCCGUAUGCGGACUUAUACCAAGGUGUACAAGCGUGGUGCGGUGGGAAGAUCAAUUGAUAUCGGACGGUACUCAGGCUAUGAGGAACUUAAGCUAGAUUUGGCUCGUAGAUUUGGUAUAGAGGGACAACUGGAGGACAGACAAAGAAUAGGAUGGAAGCUUGUAUAUGUGGAUCACGAGAACGAUGUUCUCCUGGUUGGUGAUGACCCUUGGGAGGAAUUUGUGAGUUGUGUCCGCUGCAUCAAGAUUCUUUCUCCACAAGAAGUUCAACAAAUGAGCUUGGAUGGAGAUUUUGGAGGUAAUGUCCUUCAAAACCAAGCUUGUAGCAGUUCAGAUGCGGGAGGCGUGUAAUUAUAGCCUGUUAACAAUUCUUUUGAAGCUGGAAACUUACACAAGAUAUAGCUUCUAGGAAUUUUGUUGGUCAAGCAUGAUGGAAGUUGUGCUGCCAAAGUUUUUCCUUCUUUUAUACAACCAGUACAGUAAGCGAGCCAGCUCUUCUUGGGAUCUUGGUAUAUUUAACUAUCCCUUGAUGUAACAAAGCUGAUGCUAAUCUUUGAUAAGAGAAAAAAAGGUAGUAAGGUGAAGAUAUGUGAGUAGUCUCUCAUCACCAUUGCAUGGUUCCAGUCUAGGUAGGGAGCUCAUUAAGGGUUAUCUGCUCCGGCAUAGAUAUUAAGGCAAUAGAAGCAUGGUGAUUGCCGCGAGACUAGUCCAAAAUUCUCUUGUUUCCUUUGGUAGUUCCACGAGGCUUGAUAUUAUCAGAGUGUAUAGUUGUGUAAAUAUACUCUUUUCUGUUAGAGAAAAUGGUUCAAAUAGAGAUUUUAUUGCUUUUGAUUGUUGUACAACAUUUUACAUGGGUGUGGUUAACCCCCUAUUUAUAGGAGAAAGGUUUUUCAUUAA